Messenger RNA from Psilocybe cubensis, 1089 nucleotides. RefSeq lists its product as uncharacterized. The transcript has 14 exons. Gene Ontology annotation, biological process: sphingosine biosynthetic process; ceramide catabolic process; long-chain fatty acid biosynthetic process. Bases 1 to 1089 code for a protein of 362 amino acids. NCBI's taxonomy places the organism in Eukaryota, Fungi, Basidiomycota, Agaricomycetes, Agaricales, Agrocybaceae. Gene Ontology annotation, cellular component: extracellular region. Gene Ontology annotation, molecular function: N-acylsphingosine amidohydrolase activity. The record is from RefSeq and is a predicted model, not a curated record.
AUGUCAAUUUCCAUUAGGGGACCCGGCUUCCGUACUUCAGACUUCGAAUCAAAUAGAUUGAUUGGCCAGGCUCAAUUUCUUGGAGCGCAGACAGUCAUGAACGGGCCUCUGAGUCCUGUCCAUGGCACUGUCAAGAGUGUCCAUGUCUAUAUGGCAAUGGCCAAUCACUCUUUCACUCUCCCUAACGGAACCACUGUAUCGACAUGUCCUGCUGCCAUGGGCUUUGCAUUUGCUGGUGGAACAACUGAUGGCCCCGGAGCAUUUGACUUUGUCCAAGGCGACAACUCUUCAACUCCUCAAAAUCCAUUCUGGGAGAUAGUGAAAGGCGCUGUAACCCCUUUCCCCAGUCCGGCACAAAUAGCCUGCCAAGAUCCUAAACCCAUCCUACUGAAUACGGGAUUCGCGCAUACGCCCUACGAAUGGGCACCAAAUAGCGUCGAUAUUCAAAUGCUGCGCGUUGGGAAUUUCGUAAUGUUGAUAAUGCCGGGUGAACUUACCACGAUGGCUGGGAGGCGAAUUCGCGAGGCAAUUCGGGCUAAGCUCAUUUCCACUGGCGUUCUCGGCGCGGAUGCGUAUGUGGUAGUAGCGGGACCUGCUAAUGUAUACGCACACUACGUCACUACGCGUGAAGAGUAUGGAGUUCAGCGAUACGAAGGCGCGAGCACUAUUUUUGGCCAAUUCACUCUGGAAGCGUAUAUCGACAAGUACUCCAGUCUCGUGCCCUUCCUAGCCGACAAUUCCACGGGCACUCCUGCGUCUGACCCUCCACCACCGGAGCAAACAUCAAAGGCCAUCUCACUACAGACUGGGGUCGUUUUCGAUGCUUCGCCGAUAGGAAAGAAAUUUGGUGCUGUCCUAACCGACGUAAACACCAACGCUCCAUAUCAUGCCGGAGACACUGUAUUCGCACAGUUUGUUGGCGCCAAUCCACGGAACAAUCUUCGUCUGGAAGGAACGUUCCUAACCGUCGACCAGCUAGUUUCGGGUCAGUGGAAGACUGUGCGGACCGACUCACAUCCAUCAACGAUCUAUAGCUGGACAAGAGUUAGCACCAUUCUGGGGACUAGCAAUGUAAACAUUUCUUGGUAA